CUUGUGGUGUGCGCAGGCGCAGGUAUGGUAUCGCGCGCCAGAGGGGGCGCUUGGGACCGGAAGUUGGUGGGCCCGCGCCUGUGUGUGAGCCUCUCAGGUCACAGCAUGGCUCCUCCCAGGCCCAGGGAAGGUAGAGGUCACCGAGACCACCGCUGGGCACCCAGUGAGGAGGAGGCCCUGGAGAAGUGGGACUGGGAUUGUCCCGAGACACGGCGCCGCUUCGAGGACGCCUUCUUCCGUGAUGAGGAUUACAUCCGUCAGGGCUCCGAGGACUGCCACAAGUUCUGGGCCUUCUUUGAACGCCUGCAACGGUUCCAGACUCUCAAAACCUCCAAGAAGGAGGAGACAGACCCUGGACAUCCCAAACACUGUGUCCCGGCCCUGGCCGACCUGCCUCGCCCCUAUGACUCCCGCUACCGCAUCAACCUCUCUGUUCUUGGCCCCGACAUGCGGGACAUACGUGGGUCAGGCAGUCAGCUGCCCCCAAAACGAGUAUCUGAGUUCCGCCGGGCCCUGCUGCACUACUUGGACUUCAGCCAGAAGCAGGCAUUCACGAGGCUGGCCAAGCUGCAGCGGGAUAGGGCAGCCCUGCCCAUCGCCCAGUACAGGAAGUGCAUCCUGCAGACACUGAAGCAGCAUCAGGUGGUGGUGGUGGCUGGGGACACAGGCUGUGGCAAGUCCACCCAGGUGCCCCAGUACUUGCUGGCCGCAGGCUUCAGCCAUGUGGCCUGCACGCAGCCCCGGCGAAUCGCCUGCAUCUCACUGGCCAAGCGUGUUGGAUUCGAGAGCCUCAGUCAAUAUGGAUCCCAGGUUGGCUACCAGAUUCGCUUCGAAAGCACACGCUCAGCAGCCACCAAGAUCGUGUUCCUGACCGUGGGGCUGCUCCUGCGGCAGAUCCAGCGGGAGCCCAGCCUGCCGCAGUACAAGGUCCUGAUCGUGGAUGAGGUCCACGAGCGACAGCUGCACAAUGACUUCCUCCUAGGAGUCCUACAGCACCUGCUGCCCACUCGGCCCGACCUCAAGGUUAUUCUCAUGUCAGCCACCAUCAACAUCAUGCUCUUCUCCAGUUACUUCGGCAAUGCACCCGUGGUGCAGGUGCCUGGGCGGCUCUUCCCCAUCACGGUCAUUUACCAGCCACAGGAGGCCGAGCAGACAGCCUCCAAGUCCGAGAGGCUGGACCCACGGCCCUUCCUAAGGGUGCUAGAGGCCAUCGACAAUAAAUACCCGGCCGAGGAGCGCGGGGACCUCCUGGUCUUCCUCAGCGGCAUGGCAGAGAUCGGGGCCGUGCUGGAGGCGGCCCAGACCUACGCCAGCCACACGCAGCGCUGGGUGGUGCUGCCGCUGCACAGCGCGCUCUCCGUGGCUGACCAGGACAAGGUGUUCGAUGUCGCACCCCCUGGAGUCCGGAAAUGUAUCCUCUCUACCAACAUCGCAGAGACCUCGGUCACCAUCGAUGGGAUCCGCUUUGUCGUGGAUUCUGGGAAGGUGAAGGAGAUGAGCUAUGACCCACAGGCCAAGCUGCAACGGCUGCAGGAGUUCUGGAUCAGCCAAGCCAGCGCCGAGCAGCGCAAGGGUCGGGCAGGCCGAACAGGCCCUGGCGUCUGCUAUCGCCUCUAUGCUGAGUCUGACUACGAUGCCUUCGCCCCCUAUCCAGUUCCCGAGAUCCGGAGGGUGGCCCUGGAUGCAUUGGUGCUGCAGAUGAAGAGCAUGAGUGUGGGGGACCCACGUACCUUCCCCUUCAUCGAGCCACCACCCCCAGCCAGCCUAGAGACUGCCAUCCAGUACCUCCAGGAACAGGGUGCGCUGGAUGCCUCCGAGGCCCUCACACCCAUCGGCUGCCUGCUGGCCCAGCUGCCCGUGGACGUGGUAAUUGGAAAGAUGCUGAUCCUGGGCUCCAUGUUCAGCCUGGCGGAACCCGUGCUCACCAUUGCUGCUGCCCUCAGUGUGCAGUCGCCCUUCCCACGCAGCGCCCAGAGCAGCCUGGAGUGUGCUGCGGCACGUCAGCCCCUGGACAGUGACCAGGGCGACCCCUUCACGCUCUUCAAUGUCUUCAAUGCCUGGGUACAGGUGAAGGCUGAGCGCAGCCAGAACUCACGCAAGUGGUGCCGCCGCCGGGGCGUGGAGGAGCACCGGCUCUACGAGAUGGCCAACCUGCGGCGCCAGUUCAAGGACCUGCUGGAGGACCACGGGCUGCUGGCAGGGGCUGAGGCAGCCACACCAGGGGACAGCUACAGCCGGCUGCAGCAGCGCCGCGAGCGCCGGGCCCUGCACCAGCUCAAACGGCAGCAUGAGGAGGGUGCAGGCCGCAGGCGCAAGGUGCUGAGGCUGCAGGAAGAGGCUGAGGACAGCUCCAGCGAUGAGGACCACGCUGGCCCCGCUGCCCGGCAUGCUGAGGACAGUGUGGACAUCCAGGACGUGAAGUUCAAGCUCCGGCACAACCUGGAGCAACUGCAGGCAGCCGCCAGCUCAGCCCAGGCGCUGAGCCGGGAGCAGCUGGUCCUGCUCAAGCUGGUGCUGGCCCGUGGCCUCUACCCACAGCUGGCGGUGCCUGAUCCAUUCAACAGUGGCCGCAGGGACUCGGACCAGAUCUUCCACACCCAGGCCAAGCAGGGUGCUGUGCUGCAUCCCACCAGCGUCUUUGCCAGCAGCCCUGAGUUGCUGCAUGUACAGGAGCCACAAGCCACGUGUGGUGGAGGGAGCCGAGAUGACAAGGAUAAGAUGAGCAGCAAGCACCAGCUCCUCACCUUCGUCUCCCUGCUGGAGACCAACAAGCUGUACCUGGUGAACUGCGUGCGCGUCCCAGCCCUCCAGUCCCUCCUGCUCUUCAGCCGCUCCCUGGACACCAAUGGUGACUGCUCCCGCCUGGUGGCCGACAGCUGGCUGGAGCUGCAGGUGGUGGACAGCGAGGGCGCUGUCCAGCUCCUGGCUGCUGCCCUGCGGCUCCGUGCCUGCUGGGAGAGUGCCCUGGACCGGCAGCUGUCACACCAGGCCCGGCGGCGGCGGCGGGAGCAGCAGCAGCGGCGGCAGCGGCUUGGGGAAGAGGAUGAAGACGAGGAAGAGGCCGAGUCCGUCAGCCGUGCGGAGGUGGCUGCCCUGAGCAGGGAGCUGCUGCAGUUCAUGGCCACCAAGGUGCCCUACAGCCUUCGGCGCCUCACAGGGCUGGAAGCCCAGAAUCUCUACGUGGGACCCCAGACCGUUACGGCCACCCCCAAGCUCCCUGGCCUUUUUGGCAGCUCUGCCCUGUCUCCACACCCUACCAAGGGUGGCUACCGUGUCACCAACUUCCUCACCUACAACUGCCUCUUGAGUGACACAGACCUGUACAGCGACUGUCUGCGCACCUUCUGGACUUGCCCACGCUGCGACCUGCACCUGCCACUCACACCGCUGGAGCGCAUGGCCCACGAGAGUGCCUGUGCCACGGACCUACAUGGUGGCCCAGGCGCAGAGGAAGCUACCACAGAGCAGUCCCGGAAGCCGUCUGCCCUGCAGAGGCCCUACCACUGUGACAGCUGCCAGAAGGACUUCCUGUUCACACCCACUGAGGCGCUGCGCCACCGCAGACAGCACAUGUGAGCUGUUGCCACGCGCCCUCUCCUCACCUGUCCCUGCCUGUCCCCAGCAAGCAGUGCUGGUCUGACUUCAGGGAGGGUGUGGCCUGGGGAAUAAAGUUGGCACUGAUGCCA
Molecule: messenger RNA, 3686 nt
Organism: Cavia porcellus (domestic guinea pig)
Lineage: Eukaryota; Metazoa; Chordata; Mammalia; Rodentia; Caviidae
Gene: Dhx34
Product: DExH-box helicase 34
Exons: 17
Coding region: 25-3576 (1183 amino acids)
Biological process (GO): nuclear-transcribed mRNA catabolic process, nonsense-mediated decay
Cellular component (GO): intracellular anatomical structure
Molecular function (GO): ATP binding; RNA binding; helicase activity
Source: RefSeq, a predicted model, not a curated record